AUGACAGUUCCACAAGAUGCGAAACACAAGCUUGUUUAUGUGGCGAAGAUGGAGGCAAGCGUUGGAGCGGAUAAUUACCAGAACUGCUUGGUAUUUGGACAGCUCCCCACUGCCGCUCUUGAGCAUGUGAAGGCUUUCAUGGACCAGGUUGCCAUUCCCAUCCUCUUGAACAAGAGGAACCAUAUGCUGUGGCCCUGUGUUGUUUCCCAAGACCUGGGAACUCACGUAGAGAGCAUGAAAAACAAAAUGCACAUUCUGAAGGGUGUGAUGUCGGGAAGAACUCUGCUUCCAAUUCCCACCAUUGCAGGGAACAUUGAAGGAGAGCAGAAUUGCUCAGAGACCAAAAAAGACUCGUAUGAAAGGGCCAUCCUCCACGCCAUUGAAUCUGUGGUUAUUAUGUGGUCACAUCAAAUCCAAAAAGCCCUCCAGAAGAACUCGGGGCAGCCUUUGUUGAAGGGCAUUCAUUCGGAUCCUCAGACCGAGCUAGACUUCUGGAAAACAAGGCUGGAUAACCUUCUGUGCAUCUACGAGCAACUUCAAGCUCCCAUUGUCCAGAAAAUGGUCCAGAUCCUGAAAACCAAGCAGAGCAGUUAUUUGCCUACUUUUGAGGACACUUUGAUUGUCGUUGAAGCUGCUCUUCUUGAAGCUCAAGAUAUAGAAUUAUACCUGAGACCACUAAGAAGACAUAUUCAACGCCUUAAGGAGACUGAAUUCCCUCAGAUUCGUUUCUUGAUUUCCCCGUUAUUUCAUACCAUCUGCCUGAUUUGGAGUCACUCCAGAUUUUAUAACUCACCUGCCCAGAUAAUCAUUUUACUGCAGGAGUUUUGCAAUCUCUUUAUUGAUCAGGCAAUCGCCUUCCUUUCCCCGGAUGAACUUUUGAGUGGAGAAGUUGAAGAAUCCCUGGAACAGGUGCAAGUGGCCAUCAGCAUCUUAAAGACUUUUAAAAAUUCCUUCUUCGACUAUAGGGAGGGUUUGGCAAGGUAUUUCAGCAGACGCCAGGAGAUCAAGCCGUGGGAUUUCCAAUCCCACAUGGUGUUUUGGAGAUUUGACAAGUUUUUCAACCGUUUGAGGAAACUAGAGGAUGUAUUUUCAACGAUGCUGGAGUUGGAGAAGCUGGAGAGACUUGAGUUCGGUGGCACCAAGGGGACGGUUCUCAAUGACAAGAUCUGUGAGAUGAGUGAAGAAUUUGUGGACAUCUGUAAGGUUUUCCAACAGAGAACGUAUGACCCGUGUGAUUACACUAACACGGAAUUCGAAGAGGAUUAUGCUGAGUUCAAAGCUAAAAUUCUGGACUUUGACAGAAGGCUCGGCACUGUCCUUUGUGCGGGUUUCCUAGAUUGUCCAGGCUUAGAAUCAGCAUUUAAGCUCUUGUUCAUAUUUGGGAAUUUUCUGAUGAAACCAGUUGUUAUGGAAAUUUUCAACCCUUACUAUAAAAAGUUGUUGGAAAUGUUUCACGAGGAGCUGGACCAGUGUAAGCACCUGUACAGUGAGCACGUGAAGCAGGUUGAAAGAGGGAAUCCAGUUCUCCACAAGAAUAUGCCAUUUACCGCGGGAAAUCUCCAGUGGGCCAAGGAAGUCCGCAGCCGUCUUGAUGGAUUCUGGUCCAACUUUGUGCAUCUUCAGCAUCCGAUCCUGGAAGGACCUGCUGCUGUGUCACUAUAUCAGAAAUAUGUAGAAAUGCUCAGUUUACUUGACCAGUUUGGGGACCGUAUCUAUGCAGAAUGGAAAAGUACAGUGGAUGAAAUCUGCGAAUUCAAUCUAAACCAGCCCCUGAUAAAACACAAUGCUACCAGUGGUCUCCUUAGUGUCAAUUUUGAUCCAAAGCUUGUGGCUGUAUUGAGAGAAGUGAAGUAUCUUCUGUGGCUGGAGAAAUCAGACAUUCCAGAUUCUGCCUUGGCCAUCUAUGGCAAAAGAAGCACUUAUUUAAAGCAAAUUGGAAGUCUCGAGUUGCUCGUUCAGUGGUACAACAAGCUGAAGCUGAGCCUUCUGGAGGUAGAGCAGCCCCUGAUCGGGGAGGAGCUAAGGGCCAUCGAUAGCCGGCUCCAAGAAGCGGAGCGAGCCUUCACCUGGCGGUCACCGGAUUGUUGGGACCACAUGGAGAAGGUGAAGGCGGACGUCUUCGAGCUGCUGCAGAGGGUGGAGCAGACCCAGGAGAAUGUCAGACAGAUCCAGCACAUCAUGAAAACUUGGACGGAGCACACGCUCUUUUCCAGGCGAGAUCACAGAAGAGAACCAUUCUUUACUUUGGAGGGUAAAGGAGACACGUUCACCAGGAAGUACAGAUUGAUUCAAGAAGAUGGAUGCCGGAUACACGGUUUAGUAGAGGAUAACUUGAAGCUCUUCAAAGCCAAUGCCAUGUCCGACACCUGGAAGAUCUACCUGGAGUUCAUUGAUGACAUCGUGGUUGAUGGCUUCUUCAAUGCCAUCAUGCACGAGUUAGAUUUCUUCUUGGUGAACACAGAGAAAUGUCUGAAAUCUGCUCCAUUCUUUCAAGCACAAAUGAUCCUCAUGGCUCCAGAAAUCAUAUUUAAACCCCCAUUAGAAAGAGAGGCGGGGGAUGGCCUUUAUGAUCUCGUGGAAGAGAUUCUAUGCAAUAUUUUUAGGAUGUCUAGCCACAUGAAGAGAGUGGCAGCACAUCUGGAGAUUCCAAAUUACCAGAAUGACAUGGAUCAUAUGUCAGACCUGACAGAGACCAGACAGGAGAUCAUGAGCAGAGUCUCAGGGGUGAUCACCAAAGUUCUGGACUAUAGGAACUCUUUGGACUCCUACUCUUACCUCUGGGUAGAUGACCGCAUGGAGUUCAUGAAGCAAUUUCUUCUCUACGGUCAUCCAUUAACUGCAGAGGAAAUGGACCUUCAGUCCACCGAAGGCCUUCCAGAGCAGCCACCCACCAUCGAGCAGUUCAAAGAACAGAUCGACAUUUAUGAAGCUUUGUAUGUUCAAAUGAGCAAAUUCGAGGACUUCCGGAUCUUUGAAAGCUGGUUUAAGGUGGACAUGAAGCCCUUCAAAAUGAGCUUGCUCAAUAUGAUUAAAAAGUGGAGCUGGAUGUUCCAAGAGCACCUUCUCAGAUUUGUCGUUGACAGUCUGACUGACCUGGAAGAGUUUAUUAAAGUGACAAAUGCCGGAUUCUGCAGAGAGCUGAAAGAAGGCGAUUAUGACGGGCUAAUAGAAAUCAUGGGCCACCUCAUGGCAGUUAAAAACCGGCAGGUGGCUACCGAUGAGCUCUUUGACCCUCUCAAAGCCACCAUCACACUCUUGGAGAGCUACGGACAAAAGAUGCCCGACCACGUUUAUGUGCUCCUGGAGGAAUUGCCUGAAAGAUGGAACACGACCAAAAAGAACGCUGUGGCCAUGAGACAUGAAGUGGCCCCGCUUCAGAAUGCAGAGGUCACUGUGAUCAGGAGAAAGUGUGUUUUGUUUGAUGGGAAACAGGUGGAGUUCAGAGAAAGAUUCAGAAGAAAAGCCCCCUUCUUCUACAAUGCAGAAAAGCCAUAUGAAGUCCUUGAUGAGGCAAACGAAGAGCUUGAGGCAUUAGAAGAAGAAAUGUUACAGAUGCAAGAAUCGACAAGUCUUUUCGAAGUGGCCCUUCCAGACUAUAAACAAAUCAAACAGUGUCGCAGAGAAAUUCGUUUGCUCAAGGGCCUCUGGGAUCUGAUUAUUUAUAUCCAAAGAAGCAUCGAUAAUUGGACUAAAACCCAGUGGAGACAGAUUAAUGUGGAACAGAUGGAUGGAGAGCUGAGAAGGUUUGCCAAGGAUAUAUGGUCACUCGAUAAAGAAGUCCGCUUCUGGGAUGCUUACUUGGGCCUGGAGCUUCUGGUGAAGAACUUGCUGGCGUCUCUGAGGGCAGUGAUGGAGUUACAGAACCCGGCCAUCAGGGAGAGACACUGGCACCAGCUGAUGGACAUCACAGGGGUUAAGUUCUCGAUCAAUGAGGGCACGGUUCUGGCCGACUUACUGGCGCUGCAGCUGCACAAAGUGGAAGACGAAGUCCAAAGCAUCGUGGACAAAGCCGUGAAGGAGCUGGGGACUGAAAAGAUCCUUACGGAAAUCAGCCACACCUGGGCCAUGAUGGAGUUUUCCUACGAAGACCACUACCGGACGGGCAUCCCUUUACUCAAGUCCGACGAGCAACUUUUUGAGACUCUGGAGCACAAUCAAGUUCAGCUGCAGACGAUCCUGCAGAGCAAGUACGUGGAAUACUUCGUCGAGCAGGCCUCGGGUUGGCAGAAGACGCUCAAUGCGGCUGACACCGUCGUCUUCCUGUGGAUGGAGGUGCAGCGGACCUGGUCCCACCUGGAGAGCAUCUUCAUCGGCUCCGAGGACAUCCGGGUCCAGCUGGAUGAGGAUGCACGGAGAUUUGACGGCAUUGACGCGGACUUUAAGGAAUUAAUGUUUGACACAGCAAAGAUUAAGAAUGUCUUGGAAGCCACGGGCCGGCCCUAUCUCUAUGAAAAGCUGAAGGAUUUGCAAGCCAGGCUUGUUCUUUGUGAAAAAGCUCUCGCUGAGUACCUGGAGACCAAGCGUCUGGCUUUUCCUCGGUUCUACUUUGUCUCUUCUGCUCAUUUGCUUGAUAUUCUCUCCAACGGGAACCAGCCACGGCGGGUCACAAGACACUUGACCAAACUCUUUGACAGCAUUGCAGAUCUGCAGUUUGAAGAUAGCCAGCAGCUAGUGGCCAGCCGAGCUAUUGGGAUGUACAGCAAGGAGAAUGAGCAUGUCCCUCUCCAUACUGCAUGUGAAUGCAUAGGCCAUGUGGAAACAUGGCUCCAGCGUCUUGAAGAAACCAUGCAGGAAACGGUGCGCUGUUAUAUCACAGAUGCCAUAACCGCCUUUGAAGAAAAGCCCAGGGAGCAGUGGAUUUUGGACUUCCCAGCCCAAGUUGCACUGACCAGCUCACAGAUUUGGUGGACCACAGAUGUGGGGAUAGCCUUCAGCAGACUGGAAGAAGGAUAUGAAACGGCCUUAAAGGAUUACAAUAAAAAACAGGUCUCUCAGCUAAACACACUGAUCACCCUGCUUCUUGGUGAGCUCUCCCCAGGAGACCGGCAGAAGAUAAUGACCAUCUGCACCAUCGAUGUCCAUGCCCGUGAUAUCGUGGCCAAGCUGGUUUCUCAGAAGGUCGUCAGUUCCCAGGCUUUUGCGUGGCUGUCCCAACUUCGGCACCGCUGGGACGAUGCUCAGAAGCACUGUUUUGUCAAUAUCUGCGAUGCUCAGUUCCAAUAUUUUUAUGAAUAUCUGGGCAACAGUCCUCGCCUUGUUAUUACUCCUCUAACUGACAGGUGUUACAUCACCUUAACCCAGUCACUCCACCUCACUAUGAGCGGGGCUCCUGCCGGCCCAGCAGGCACAGGCAAGACUGAGACCACCAAGGACCUGGGCCAUGCCCUUGGCAUGAUGGUUUACGUAUUCAACUGUUCUGAGCAAAUGGACUAUAAGUCCAUAGGCAAUAUUUACAAAGGCUUGGUCCAGACGGGAGCCUGGGGGUGUUUUGAUGAAUUCAAUCGGAUCGCAGUGGAGGUUCUGUCAGUGGUGGCUGUGCAAGUGAAGAUGAUACAUGAUGCUAUCAGAAAUAAGAGAAAGAGAUUCAUGUUCCUGGGUGAAGACAUCCGACUCAAACCAUCAGUUGGCAUCUUCAUCACCAUGAACCCAGGCUAUGCUGGUCGGACUGAGCUGCCCGAAAACCUCAAAGCCCUUUUCAGACCUUGUGCCAUGGUGGCCCCUGACAUUGAACUGAUCUGUGAAAUCAUGCUGGUGGCGGAGGGUUUUGUGGAUGCCCGCACCUUAGCCCGCAAGUUCAUCACCUUGUACACUCUGUGCCGGGAGCUGCUUUCCAAGCAGGAUCAUUAUGACUGGGGACUUCGUGCAGUGAAAUCGGUCUUGGUGGUAGCUGGUUCCCUGAGAAGGGGAGAUAAAAAUCGACCCGAGGAUCAGGUGCUGAUGCGAGCUCUCAGGGACUUUAACCUGCCCAAAAUCGUGACGGACGAUGUUCCCGUGUUCAUGGGGCUGAUCAGUGAUCUCUUUCCAGCCCUGGAUGUUCCCAGGAAGAGGGACGUGCAGUUUGAGCAAAUGGUUCGCCAAUCUACCCUGGAACUCUGCCUGCAGCCCGAAGAGAGCUUUAUCCUCAAAGUUGUUCAGCUGGAGGAGCUGUUGGCUGUUCGGCACUCAGUCUUUGUGGUCGGAAAUGCUGGAACAGGAAAGAGCAAGAUUUUGAGGACUUUGCAUCGAACCUAUGUUAACAUGAAGCAGAAACCCGUUUGGAAUGACUUAAACCCCAAAGCCGUGACCACAGACGAGCUCUUUGGUUUUAUCCAUCAUGCCACUCGAGAAUGGAAAGAUGGGCUUUUUUCAUCACUUCUGAGAGAACAAGCCAACCUUCUGCACGAUGGGCCCAAAUGGAUAGUUCUGGACGGAGACAUUGACCCAAUGUGGAUCGAGUCACUCAACACGGUGAUGGAUGAUAACAAGGUCCUGACACUGGCCAGUAAUGAGCGGGUGGCCCUCAGCCCUCACAUGAGGCUCCUGUUUGAGAUCGACCAUUUGCAGACGGCAACACCUGCAACUGUGUCCAGAGCUGGGAUUUUGUAUGUGAACCCACAAGACCUGGGCUGGAAUCCGUAUGUGGCUAGCUGGAUCGACAGGAGAAGCCAUCAGUCCGAAAAGGCCAAUCUGACGAUCCUUUUUGAUAAAUAUGUUCCCCCGUGCUUGGACAAACUGAGGACGAGUUUCAAAACCAUCACUUCGAUUCCAGAGAUCAGUCUGGUUCAGACUCUUUGCUCUCUUUUGGAUUGUUUGCUGACCCCUGAAAAUGUUCCUUCAGAAAGCCCGCGAGAAGUCUAUGAGAUCUACUUUGUCUUUGCCUGUAUCUGGGCCUUCGGGGGAGCCCUGCUCCAAGAUCAGCUCUCAGAUUAUCCUACCGAAUUUAGUCGCUGGUGGCUCAAGCAAAUGAAAGCAGUCAAAUUUCCAUCCCAGGGGACUAUUUUUGAUUAUUAUCUUGACCCCAAGACCAGGAAGUUUUUGCCUUGGACUGAUAAAGUUCCCAAAUUGACUGUGGAUCCAGAGACGCCCUUACAGGCAGUCCUCGUCCCCACUCAGGAGACGACUCGUCUUCGAUAUUUUGCCGAUUUGCUGUUGGCAAAAGGGCAGCCGUUAAUGCUGGUCGGCAGCGCGGGAGUGGGGAAAACCCUUUUUGUGAGCGACACGCUGGCCGAGCUCUCUGAAGACUACAUGGUAUCCAAAGUCCCUUUCAACUACUAUAUGACGUCGAGCAUCCUGCAGAGGAUCCUUGAGAAGCCCCUAGAGAAGAAAGCAGGGCGCACCUAUGGCCCGGUGGGAAACAAGAAACUAAUUUAUUUCAUUGACGAUAUGAACAUGCCUGAAGUGGAUGUGUACGGCACCGUCCAGCCUCACACCCUGAUCCGACAGCACAUUGAUUACGGGCACUGGUAUGACAGGCAGAAGUUGGCAAUUAAGGACAUCCACAACUGCCAGUACGUGGCCUGCAUGAACCCCCUGGUCGGAAGCUUCACCAUCAAUCCUCGGCUCCAGAGACACUUUUCCGUGUUUGCUUACCACUUUCCGUCUCUGGACUCGCUGGCCUCCAUCUACGGCCAGAUGCUCAGCCUGCACUUCCAGCAUCACGCCCUCGGUGCCCCCUUCCUCCUCCGCGGCGGCCCAGCAUUGGUCCAGGCAGCCAUUGGUCUCCAUCACAUGAUGACUCUUCACUUCCUCCCGACUGCUGUGAAAUUCCACUACACCUUCAAUCUGAGAGACCUCUCCAACGUCUUCCAGGGAAUAUUAUUUGCUACUCCGGAGUGCUUAAUGGGGCCCCUGGAUCUCAUUCGCCUUUGGCUUCAUGAAUCAUCCCGAGUUUACGGAGAUAAGCUAAUAGACAAAAAAGACUGUGACUUGUUUCAGAGGAAACUGCUGGAGACUGCUCGCCGCCAUUUUGAGGGCACGGAAGAGUCCAUUUUGCUCCACCAACCCCUCAUCUAUUGCCACUUCGCCAAUGGCGUGGGAGAGCCCCGUUACCUGCCGGUGAAGAACUGGGAGUCGCUGAAGGCUGUGCUGACUGAGACUCUGGACACCUACAAUGAGCUGAAUGCCGCCAUGCCCCUGGUCUUUUUUGAAGACGCCAUGCAGCAUGUGUGCCGAAUCAGCAGGAUCUUGCACACGUCUCAGGGCUACUCUCUUCUGAUCGGCGUGGGAGGCAGCGGCAAACAGAGCUUGUCUCGGCUCGCAGCGUACAUCAGCUCCUUCGAGGUGUUCCAGAUCACCCUGAGGAAAGACUACGGGCUCCAGGACCUCAAGGUAGAUCUGGCCAACUUGUACAUCAAGACGGGAGCCAAGAACAUGCCCGUUGUGUUUCUGCUGACAGAUGCCCAGGUUCUGGAUGAACGCUUCCUCGUGCUGAUUAAUGACUUGUUGGCAUCAGGAGAAAUCCCAGAUCUCUUCAGCGACGAGGAUGUGGACAAGAUAAUUUCUGGAAUUCAUCAGGAGGUCCGAGGCCUGGGCAUCUUGGACACGAGAGAAAAUUGUUGGAAGUUCUUUCUGGCCAGAGUGCGGCGGCAGCUCAAAGUUAUUCUGUGCUUCUCUCCUGUCGGUCACACUCUGAGAGUGCGAUCUCGCAAGUUCCCAGCUUUGGUAAACUGCACGGCUAUUGACUGGUUUCAUGAGUGGCCACAGGAGGCCCUGCUCUCUGUCAGCAGAAGAUUUAUCGAGGAAACCCAAGAAAUUGAGCCCAGUGUAAAGGGUUCUGUCAGCGCCUUCAUGGCCUACGCCCACAGCAGUGUGAAUGAAAUGAGUGCCCGCUACUACCAGAACGAGAGGAGGUACAACUACACCACUCCCAAGAGUUUCCUGGAGCAAAUUGCUUUGUACAAGACCCUGCUGAAGAAGAAACAAAAAGAAGUGUCCCAGAAGAAGGAGCAUUUGGUGAAUGGCAUCCAAAAGCUAAAGACAACAGCAGCCCAGGUAGCCGACCUCCAAGGCAAGCUGGCGUCCCAGGAGGCCGAGCUCCAGCUGCGGAGCCAGGACAGCGAGGCUCUCAUCGCCAAGAUCGGCCUGCAGACGGAGAGAGUGAGCCGCGAGCGAGCCGUGGCCGACGGCGAGGAGAGAAAGGUGGCCGCCAUCCAGACAGAAGUGUUCCAGAGACAGAGGGAGUGCGAGGUGGACCUGGCCAAAGCAGAGCCCGCCCUCAUCGCUGCCACAGAGGCCCUGGUCACGCUCAACAGGGUGAACCUCAGCGAGCUGAAAGCCUUUCCCAACCCGCCCAUCGCAGUCACCAAUGUCACCGCAGCCGUGAUGGUCCUGCUGGCUCCGCGGGGCCGGGUACCCAAAGACCGCAGCUGGAAAGCCGCCAAAAUCUUUAUGGGAAAGGUCGAUGACUUUUUGCAGGCACUAAUUAACUACGACAAAGAGCACAUUCCGGAGAACUGUCUGAAAGUGGUUCACGAGCAGUACCUGAGGGACCCCGAAUUCAACCCCAACCUGAUCCGAACCAAGUCCUUUGCUGCCGCCGGGCUCUGCGCCUGGGUCAUCAACAUUGUCAGGUUCUAUGAGGUCUACUGUGACGUGGAGCCCAAGCGCCAAGCUCUUGCCGAAGCCAACGUGGAGCUGGAGGCAGCUACAGAGAAGCUGGGGGCCAUCCGGAGAAAGCUGGCGGAGCUGGGUGACAAUCUCAACCAACUUACGGCAUCCUUCGAAAAGGCGAUCGCCGAGAAGGUCCGCUGCCAGGAGCAGGUGAACCAGACCAGCAGGACCAUCGGGCUGGCCAACAGGCUUGUCGGGGAGCUUGAGUCUGAGAAGAUCCGCUGGGCUCAGUCCAUCACCACCUUUGAGACCCAAGAGACGACGCUCUGUGGAGACGUCCUCCUGACGGCAGCCUUCGUGUCCUACGCCGGGUAUUUUACGAAGCGUUACCGCCAGGAGCUGGUGGAAUGCAAGUGGAUUCCCUUCCUGAAGUCCCAAAAGGUCGCCAUCCCCAUCACGGCCGGCCUGGAUCCGAUCGCCAUGUUGACCGAUGACGCGGCCGUGGCUGCUUGGAACAACGAGGGGCUGCCCAGCGACCGCAUGUCCACCGAAAACGCCGCCAUCCUCACCCACGCCGAACGCUGGCCGCUCCUCGUUGACCCGCAGCAGCAGGGGAUUAAGUGGAUCAAGAAGAAGUUUGGGGCUGAGCUCAGAGUCCUCCGCCUGGGCCAGAAAGGGUUUUUGAAUGCCAUUGAAAACGCUCUGGCUUUCGGAGACGUCACGCUCAUUGAGAACUUGGAUGAAACGAUCGAUCCAGUCCUUGAUCCGCUGCUGGGAAGGAACACAAUUAAACGAGGGAAGUUCAUCAGGCUCGGAGACAGAGAAUGUGAGUUCCACCCCCGCUUCCGGCUGCUCCUGCACACCAAGCUGGCCAACCCUCACUACAAGCCCGAGCUCCAGGCUCAGACCACCCUGCUCAACUUCACGGUCACCGAGGAUGGCCUGGAAGCCCAGCUGUUGGCCGACGUGGUCAGCGUGGAGAGGCCGGAUCUGGAAAACCUCAAGUCGGUUCUGACAAAGCAGCAGAAUGACUUUAAGAUCGAUCUGAAGCACCUGGAGGACGACCUUCUCCUGCACCUGUCCACAGCGGAGGGAAGCUUCCUGGACGACACAGAACUGGUGGAGAAGCUGGAAACCACCAAGGCGACGGCGGCAGAGAUAGAGCUCAAGGUGGCUGAAGGCAAAGACAAUGAAGCCAAAAUUAAUGAAGCCAGGGACUGUUACCGGCCGGUGGCGGGCAGAGCCGCGCUCUUGUACUUUGUCGUUAACGACCUCCGGAAGAUCAACCCCAUCUAUCAGUUCUCCCUGAAGGCUUUCAACAGCCUCUUCCAUAAAGCCAUCAGGCAGUCGGGGAAGGCAGAGGACGGCCAGGAGCGCAUCCGGAACCUGAUGGAGAGCAUCACCUACUCCGUGUUCCUUCACACCAGCCAGGCUCUGUUUGAGAAGGACAAGCUCACCUUCCUCUCGCAGAUGACUUUCCAGAUUCUGCUGCGCAAUAAAGAGAUCACAGGCCCCGAGUUGGAUUUCCUGCUUCGCUCCCCGGUGGAUCGCGCUUCCCCGAGUCCCGUGGACUUCCUGACGGCGCAGUCGUGGAGCGCCAUUAAGGCCAUUUCCCAGAUGGACGCGUUCCGGGGGCUGGACCGAGACGUGGAGGGCUCUGCCAAGCGCUGGAAGAAGUGGGUCGAGUCCGAGAGCCCCGAGAAAGAGAAGUUCCCUCAGGAGUGGAAAAGCAAAAGCGCCCUGCAGAAGCUGAUCAUGCUGCGGGCGCUGCGUCCAGACCGCAUGACCUACGCGCUCAGGAAUUUUGUGGAGGAAAAGCUGGGCUCCAAGUACGUGGAAGGGCCGCGGCUGGAGCUGAGCAAGUCCUACCAGGAGAGCAGCCCCUCCACGCCCGUGUGCUUCAUCCUGUCCCCAGGGGUCGACGCCCUCAAGGAUGUGGAGAUUCUGGGCAAAAAACUGGGCUUCACGAUUGAUUCUGGAAAGUUCCACAACAUAUCCUUAGGACAAGGGCAAGAAAUGGUGGCGGAAGUGGCCUUGGAGAAAGCUUCCAGGGACGGACACUGGGUCAUCCUCCAAAACGUCCAUCUGGUAGCCAAGUGGCUGGGGACCCUGGAGAAACUCCUGGAGCGGCUGGGCCACGAAAGCCACGGGGAUUACCGGGUCUUCAUGAGCGUGGAGCCGGCGCCUAGCGCCGAGGAGCACGUCAUCCCUCCGGGCCUGCUGGAGAACGCCAUCAAAAUCACCAACGAGCCCCCCACGGGCAUGCUGGCCAACCUGCACGCCGCCCUCCACAAUUUCAGCCAGGACACGGUGGAGUCCUGCUCCAAGGACCAGGAGUUUAAGAGCAUCCUCUUCUCCCUGUGCUACUUCCACGCCUGCGUGGCCGGGAGACUCAAGUUCGGGCCCCAGGGCUGGAGUCGGAGCUACCCCUUCAACCCCGGGGACCUGCACAUCUGCGCCGACAUCCUCUACAACUACCUGGAGGCCAAUGCUAAGGUCCCCUGGGAAGACCUGCGCUACCUCUUUGGGGAGAUCAUGUAUGGGGGCCACAUCACGGACGACUGGGAUCGCCGCCUGUGCCGGGGCUAUCUGGAAGAAUUCAUGAACCCCUCCAUGUUUGAAGGGGAGCUCCUGCUGGCCCCGGGCUUCCCGGCUCCGCUCACCCUGGACUACGCGGGCUACCACCAGUACAUCGAUGACGCUCUUCCCCCCGAAAGCCCGGUGCUGUACGGCCUCCAUCCCAACGCCGAGAUCGGCUUCCUGACGGUGACUUCGGACGCCCUCCUUCGAGUCGUGCUGGAGAUGCAGCCCAGGAACCUCGCCGGCCACGAAGAGCUGGCCCAGUCCCCGGAGGAGAAGGUUAAGAAUAUCCUGGACGACCUCCUGGAGAAGCUUCCCGAGGAGUUCGACGUGGCAGAGAUGGCGCACAAAACGCCGUCCCGCAGCCCCUACGUCCUCGUGUGCUUCCAGGAGUGUGAGCGGAUGAACCUGCUCCUGCGCGAGAUCCGGCGCUCACUGCGGCAGCUGGACCUGGGCCUGAAGGGUGAGCUCAUGCUGUCUCCCGACAUGGAAGCCCAGCAGAUGGCGCUCAGCUCUGGCACCGUGCCCGCCUCCUGGGUGCGACUGGCCUACCCCUCCACCUACGGCCUGGCCCAGUGGUUCAGCGACCUCCUGGCGAGGUGCCGAGAGCUGGACGGCUGGGCCCAGGACCUGGCCCUGCCGGCAGUAGUAUGGCUGUCCGGACUCUUUAACCCGCAGUCCUUCCUGACAGCUGUCAUGCAGAGCACGGCCCGGAAGAACGCAUGGCCUCUGGACAAGAUGUGUCUGACCGUGGACGUGACCAAGAAGGCCAAGGAGGAUUACGGCCAUCCCCCGAGGGAGGGCGCCUACAUUCACGGGCUCUUCAUGGAGGGAGCACGCUGGGACGUCCAGGCCGGGACCAUGGCAGAGGCGCGCCUCAUGGAGCUGAGCUCACCCAUGCCGGUCAUCUUCGUCAGGGCCAUUCCAGCGGACAGGCAGGACACGAAGCUCACCUACGAGUGCCCUGUGUACCAAACCCGGACCCGGGGCCCCACCUACGUGUGGACCUUCAGGCUGAAGAGCCAGGAGAAGGCCGCCAAGUGGGUGCUGGCGGGGGCGGCCCUGCUCCUGGCCGGGUGAAAGGGGGUGCUCCCCGAAAGGCAACGGCCACCCCCCCAAAGAUGUCCUGCAAGCGUCUUCCACAGAAAUUACUGAGGACGUGACAUUUCCCCCUCCCCAUAAAAGAAAAAGGGAGGGAUAGGAAGAGACAGACAAACCAACACGAGAGAAAGGCCGUGUUCUCCCCGCCACCACAAAGCGUCUG
Messenger RNA from Sarcophilus harrisii (Tasmanian devil), 13372 nucleotides. RefSeq names its product dynein axonemal heavy chain 11 (gene DNAH11). Lineage: Eukaryota; Metazoa; Chordata; Mammalia; Dasyuromorphia; Dasyuridae. Gene Ontology annotation, biological process: microtubule-based movement. Gene Ontology annotation, cellular component: dynein complex. Gene Ontology annotation, molecular function: minus-end-directed microtubule motor activity; ATP binding; dynein intermediate chain binding. The transcript is spliced from 82 exons. The record is from RefSeq and is a predicted model, not a curated record. Bases 1 to 13188 code for a protein of 4395 amino acids.